CCGUGCACAGCGGAGAUCGCCAACGCAGUGACGGCAGCAGACAAACCCUCCCUCCUACGCACACACACACACGCACGUGUGUGCACACAUGUGCAGUGCCAGCGCAUGACUUUGGACAUUAAAUUCCUUUCGACAAUAACACCGACCGAUCCAACACAACGGACUUGCCUAGACGCAGUGGGGAGCAGAAGAGAAUUGGGAGAGGGAGAGAGAGAGGAAGAGAGAGAGAGAGGGAGGUAGGGAGAGAGAGAGCAAAAUAAGUCGAGGGAGAAGCACACGGAGAAGAGAGAGAGGAAGGGAGGGCAUCAAAGUAGGAGGGGGAAUGGUGAGAGCAAAAUAGUGCUGCCACCUGUUUUUUUUCCCAGUGCCAGGGUGGCAGUGUGGGUAAUGAAAAUGCGAAGCCCCCCAGCGCGGCUCGAUAUGCCGAGCAUGAGAGGCGUGCGCGUGGCGGAGAGGCACCGUUAAUAAUCGCGCUGCGUUGGUCGCUGUCCAAAUCUUUGGACAUGUUUUAUUUUUGAAAGGAGGGGAUUUUUUUUUAAAAAACGCCACACAAGCGGUGUGGGAGGAGGUGGGGGGGGGAGGUUUGCCGAGCCAGCUGAUUGUUAGCUCGGAGAGCCUGGGGAGAAGCUCCUUGGCGUCCAGGUGCUCCACGGGGGCGGUGAGCGACGCUCGGGGAACCCCAUGGGUUGCACGGUGAGCUUCACCUGCUGCGAGGAGGAGGAGGAGGACACCCCCGACAGACCGGAUCAUCAGAGCGAAGCAUCUCUGGCAGCCAAGGGGAAGAGAACGAGAGGGAGGAAGACGAGGAAGAAGGGUGAGCGAAGGAAGCUUCUCAAGCCCGAAGAAGCGGAGGCCCCCAACGCUCACACCUUCAAAGCUAAGAGCUUCAAGCGGCCCCGGGUGUGCGGCGCGUGCAGGCAGCCUCUGGGCCAGCAGGGCCUCUGCUGUCGCGUUUGCAAGUAUAUCUGCCACAAAAAAUGCGAAUCAAAGGUGGCGGCCGCGUGCUCCACUCCGGUCAACUACGAGUUGUCAAGCAGCCUGGACAUCCCCUCGAAGCAUGUAAACCCGACAGCGUUGGUGACAUCUAACCCUGAAGGUUUUUCUAACACCAGGCGUAAACCAAGCCAGCCGUGCAGCUGGAGCGUGGAGCUGAAUAUGGAGCCCGGCCAGGAGCUGGAUCUCACCUACAUCACCGAGCGAAUCAUCGCCGUGUCUUACCCGCCGGGAGGCUCCCAGCUGACGUACCAUCAGCAGCUGCGCGAGGUGGCGCACAUGCUCAAAUCUAAGCAUGCGGACAACUACCUGAUUCUCAACCUUUCUGAAAGAAGGCACGACAUUGAAAAGCUCAAUCCGCAAGUGAAGGACUUUGGAUGGCCCGACCUGCACGCCCCUCCGCUGGACAUCCUCUGCAGCCUGUGCAAGGCCAUGGACUCGUGGCUCAACGCGGACCCACAGCACGUCGUCGUCAUACACUGCAAGGGCAACAAAGGUCGAACUGGUGUGGUGGUGGCCUCCUACAUGUACUACAACAGCAUCUGUGCCAGCGCUCACCAGGCCCUGGACAGAUAUGCAAUGAAGAAAUUUUACGAUGACAAAGUGGCAGCUGUGUCGCAGCCCUCGCAGAAGAGGUAUGUCACCUAUUUCAGCGAGCUCCUUUCUGGAAAAACCAAGGUGAACAACAUGCCUCUCUUUCUACACCACAUUGUGGUGCAGGGCCUGCCCAACUUUGAGGCCAAUGGAGGUUGCCGGCCAUUUCUCAAAAUAUACCAAGCCAUGCAGCCUCUCUACACGUCUGGCGUCUACAACAUCACAACCGAACAUUCCAACAGUUUCUGUAUUACAAUCGAACCCGGGCUGCCCCUGAAGGGUGAUAUCUUGGUCAAGUGCUACCACAAGAAGUACCGCUCGGCCACGCGGGACGAGGUGUUCCGCGCGCAGUUCCACACGUGCGUGGUGCAGGACUUCAGCCCGCUCGCGCUCGGCAAGGAGGAGCUGGACGCCGCCUGCCGCGAUGAAAGAUUUCCUGAAAAUGGGAAGGUUGAGUUUAUCUUCUCACCGGGUCCAGAGAAGCCCCCAGGCAGCGACAUGUAUCAGAACGAUCCCGAAUUAAGUGUCGAUUACAACACCUCGGAUCCCCUCAUCCGCUGGGAUUCUUACGAAACCUUUAACGUGCACCGCGAGGACAGCGUUGAAGAAGUGCCCCACACGGAGGGCCCCGUGGAUGGCAGCCUGUACGCAAGGGUGAAGAAGAAAGGCUCCACGGACAGCGUGCCGACCGCCGGCAACGGCCUCUCUGUGUCGACCAGCGGCGCCGCGCAGCACAACCGCUCCAUGAGCACCGACUCGGGCAACUCCACCGCGUCCACCAAGACGGAGCGCACGGACGACCCCCACAGCCACCUCCACGGCGCCGCGGCGACCGCGGCGGGGGGAACGGCGGCCGGGGCGGGUGGGGCCGGGGAGCCGGCAAAGCGGCCGGCGCGGAACGGCGGCGGCAGGGAAGAGUCGGCGUGUGGGACGGCGCAGGCGAGCGCGGCGCUGCGUGUGGUCCCCGUCCAGGUGCACGUCAACGGCGGCUCGGCGGGGACGGAGCGCGAGACGGAUAUUCUGGACGACGACGAUCUGGCGAGCGGCGGCGCGUGCGGCUCCGGAAAGGCGGGCGAGGGAGCAGUCAGCGCCAGCGCCGAAGAUCGCGUCGCCGCGAGAAACCGCAUCGUCAACGUUCAGCCGGCCCUCGUGAACGGGUAUGCUCACGACCGCAGGGCUGGAAAUAUCCCAGGAGAAACAGUCGUGAUGAAUGCGGUGAACCGAAGUUACAGCGCUGCACCGGUGAGGAAUGCUCAUGGUAACAGUGGAAUGGGACUCUAUCAAGAGCAGACAAUGAAGUCCUCGAUCGUAAUAAGAAGCCCUGAGCCUGUUCCAAAUCAAACGGUGGCAUUUGACCAGAACAGUGCCUACCAGCACGUCGGGCCUGCCUUCCAGCAGCAGCAACAGUCGAUGGCUGAACGAGGGGGCUUUUACGGACACCCGGCUGCGGAGGUGACGGGGGACAGAAUCGGAGCGCCGGCUCCACAGAGAACGCCGCAGAUCCCGGCACGCAGCAUGAGCAGCAGGAUGGCCGUGCAGCGCACCGUGAGCAGCUGGCAGAGUCGCUCGCGACCGCUCACGCGACAGCAGUCCGAUGUCACCUACGACCGGCCAGUUCCAGGUAAGGCCUACGAGCAGGAGCUGCCUCCUGGCCAGGUGCUGGCGCUCGGCUUUCCGGAUCUUCAGGCGCAGGCCGACUUUGAGAAGUCUUUGCUGGAGCUCAACAAGCUCAUCCAGGAGUUGGACCCAACCUUCAAACCACUGGGACCGCCUCCGGAUGGUAACUGUGCGAUUGUCAAUCGACCAACGACAGAAAGCACCACCGACCAUCGUUCACCUUCCAAUAAGUCCAUCGUAUACAACCAGGCUGUUAAUGGGAAUGGAUAUGUCCAGAAACCAGUGGAAGAAUACACGGAAAAUAUGAGGCCCUCUGAGGACAUAAUUGUUCAGCACACUCAAACGUUAGCAUUUGCAUCGCCAACGUGGAACAGUGCACCGGAGCAAGGAAAGCCACAAGAGGUCGUGCACAACGGCCGCGUUGCCUACGCCGGCGGAUUGUGUGCAGCACAGCAGCCUGGAGCUCCUCCGCCACAGCCUCACCAGGCAGAGCAGCAGGUGGGGCGCACGAUGGCUCAGCGAGCCGGGCGGGACGAGAAGGAGGGCUCCGAGGGAGCUCGCACCCCGCGCAGCAACUCCAGCCUGAGCUACUCGCUGUCACCCUGCUCCUCUCCCGAGCCCAACAGCCCAACUCCCACGGCAGCGGCGUCCUCUCACACGACGACGCACUCGGAGGGACACGCCGGUGGGCGGCCGAGGUCCGAACGCGCGGAGGUGGGGAGCGGCGGCGGGACCCCGGUGCCGGGCGGGCGCGAGGAGAGCGUGCCGCCCACUCCGGCGUUCCCCGUGUGCCCGCCCACGCCGUACGUGAACCAGGGUCGCUGCACGCCGGGGAUGUACGGGAGCCCGUUUACUCCCGGGCUGCACUCGUACAGCCCCCCCGAGGGGGGCUACGGCGCAAGCCCCAGCCUGGGGUCCAGACUGGGGAUGGGCGCAGGAGGCCGGCCGCACUUGAGAAAUGGCAGCGAGGCGCCUCUGCAGAAAUCGAACAGCGUCGGGGCCCAAUCGCACAACUCCCAAUCUUACAACUCUCCCGGCAACGUGGCCUCGCCUGCCACAGGCCUCACGAGCCCCCAAGGUCUCUCCGUGAACAGCCAGCCGAGGACCUUCGGCAAGGCCCCCCAAGCCCAGGCCAUCGGCUCGGCGCCCAACGCCGGUGGCAUACUCCUGCAGCACCACGGGUCUCCGACAUCAAACGCAGACGGCCAGGUUCACCAAGGCCAUGCGAGCGUCAACCACAGCGCCGAAACCUACGGUCACCCGCAACAGAAUUGGCAGUACCGCGGGUCUCCCGUUCAACACCUCUGGACACCUCCCACGAAUUCCCCCGUCCUCGGUGGCAAUGGUCAACAGCAGGAAUCGUCCGAUCACCCGGUUCAGCAGGGCAGCGUGGAGGGAGCCCUGCAGCAGCUGCAGCAGCAGCCCGCGCUGCCGGAGAAGAGGUACCCCCCCGGGGGAGACUGGGUGGUGAGCUCGCCGCACUACACGCUGGUGAAUCGGGAAUCGCCGUCGCCGCUUGCCAGUGGAACGCCCACCAUGAGCUGCUUCUCACCGUCCUCCACGCUGCCCGGGACCCUGCAUGCGAACUUCUCGAGGCAGUCCAGCGUCACCUCGCUCCCCAGCGAUGUAAGUGCCGAAACUCGAGCAUAUGUGAAGUUUGUCCAAGAUACUACAAAGUACUGGUACAAAAAGGACAUUUCAAGAGACCAAGCUAUUGCCGUGCUCAAGGACUCGGAGCCAGGCUCGUUCAUCAUCAGGGACAGCCACUCUUUCCGCGGGGCCUACGGUUUGGCUGUUAAGGUGGCAAUGCCCCCCCCGAGCGUCCUCCAGCAAACCAAAAAAGGAGACCUGGCCAACGAAUUGGUCCGGCACUAUUUGAUUGAAUCGACUCCCAAGGGCGUGAGGUUAAAGGGAUGCCCCAACGAACCCUUCUUCGGGAGUCUGUCCGCUCUGGUCUACCAGCACUCCAUCACCCCACUGGCGCUGCCCUGUCAGCUCAUUAUCCCCGAUAAAGAUCCGAUGGAGUGCUCCGAAACGGACAGCAGUGAAGCCAACACUGCGAAUUCGGCAUCAGAAUUACUGAAGCAAGGAGCCGCAUGCAACGUGCUGUUCUUGGGCUCGGUGGAAAUGGAGUCUCUGACGGGGCCGCAGGCCAUCGCCAAGGCCGUCGGGGAGGUGCUGGAGGCCAGCGCCGCUACACCGGCCGCCACCGCGGUGCACUUCAAGGUGUCGGCGCAGGGAAUCACCCUGACCGACAAUCAGCGCAAGCUCUUUUUCAGGAGGCACUACCCAUCCAUCACAGUGACCUUCUGUGACCUGGACCCUCAAGAAAGAAAGUGGCAGAACAAUGGAAGCAACUCUGCAAACAUCUUUGGAUUUGUGGCAAAGAAACAGGCCAGCACGACGGACAACCUCUGCCAUCUCUUUGCCGAGUUGGAGCCAGAGCAGCCAGCCGGCGCGAUCGUCAACUUUGUCACAAAGGUUAUGCUCGGGUCACAGAACGUGUCCACGAAGCCAGCGCCGACCCCGUGAAGAUUCCCUCGUGACACCAGCCCCCACUUGGCACGAUUCGUCACUAGACCGCUGAUCGGUGCCACUCACAAAACAGGACCACACUGCCAAAACAUGUAUUCAAAUGCUGGGAUUAGGCGGUUUGCUUAAUUGGUUAAACGCAACGUUUGUGCAGAAAGAAAAAAAAGCAAUGAGCUGAACUUAACGAAAGCUUUUAUUCGAGGCACUUGUUCGAGAUUUCCAGACAUCUUGCUGCAUCACGAAACAGCAGCUCAGCUGCUGCUCAAUAAUGAGACACUAAAAUUGUAAUCCGCUUUUGGCAUGCUUGGAAAUACAGCAAUGAAAUGUGCAAGGUAGAAAUAUAUAAAAUGGUCAGCACUUUGCCAAAUUAAUGUCAAGAGCUUCAACAGUACGGUUGUUUGUUAUUCAAUUAUCUUGUGUAUUUAAUGAUUUAUGAGUAAAAGUCAUGAGGAGAAGGGUCAGCCUGUCAUGCAGUUAUCCUGCAAAUAAUGUAAAGAUAAUGUUGAUAAAGCACUGCACCACGUGAUGUGGCUCUUAUCAAAAAUGUUUUUACGGGAAAAGACAAUUCCAGAUCACACACAGCCUCACCAUGGUUGGACCUAAACAGCCACACACCAAAUCACGGAUGUUGGAUCAAUUAAGCACUUGCAUAAUAACGAUAUGAGAUUAAAACACUCCUUGACAAAUGCAACUGUCAAAGGGAAGCCAUUUUCACGAGUCUACGAAACCUAAAUUGAUUGGGAAUGCUCGUUGCAUUCUCGAAACCUGCAUUUUGAAAGUUAUAUUUUUUGCCGGCAUUCCAUUUGAGUUCUGUCGUUUUUAUUCCGAAUAACUUUUUGUACAAAACUGUAGUUUAUUUAGCUUUAUGAUCAUGUAUUUGUUUUGUGAUUUUUACUUCUAGUAUAAGCAAGACAUUUGAAAUGUGUGCAUGUUAGUAAAAAGGUAGAAGUAUUUUUAAUCUCUUCAAAAUAUAUUUAUUACGCUUUCCUGUAACACAGAAAGCUUCUCAUAAAUUGUGUAUAAUCUGUUCAUAGCCAAAGUGCAAACUUUUUUUGCUUUGCUUUGAAAUAAAAUAUCGUAAUGGUUUUAGGUGGAGGUAUUCAGUCACCUCUGGUCACCCUAGUGGAAAGUCUGCCCAGGUGAGAGCUAAACAAUGGAUGAGUCGUGUCAAUCCAUAAAUAGUCCGAAUAUUAUUCUGAAAAAUAGCAUGUACCUCCGUGUUGUACACGUGGCACAGGCUUUCACAAAACAGAGGGCAUAGUAGGUUCCCAUAGGUUUAUAUUUUCUUGUUCAGCCCAUUGCAGGUUAUUUGGGCACCUUUUACUCAAAUUCAAACGGAUAUUUUUCUUUUACCUUGUGUGAAUAAUGGAUAAGAGGGGUGGGCGAGGUAAAUACACUGGGUGGGACAGAACAGAGGAUUACUUGUAAAUAUUUUAGUUUUAUUUUACGAUUCAUAAAAUGCGGUCUCAUUAAUAAUUUACUUAUAUUCUACGUACACGUUUUUGUUAUCGCUGAAAAAAGUUAAACGUAAACAUUUCGGAUGUAAUAUGCGUAAACAUGAGCGUAUCAUGCUGGUUACCUGGGAAACAAUCCGCACUUCGUAAUCACGAGGGACGCGUCCCCAAUUCCCGAUUAUACAAACGCGUUUUGUUUUCGCACGGAAUCUGAAGGUGUGACGUCACAGGGAGUGGUGCCAUUCCCUGUGACGUCACGUGGCCCCCCCCCCCCCCCCGUUCGCCACCACGCGGUGGCGUCGCCUCGCAUCGGGCGAGGUCGCUUUUGGUCGCGCAAAAGGUAGGAAGGAGUUCAAAUGUCAGUUCGUUGGCGUUACGUAACAAGCACAUAAUGCAAAUGAACUCGCAAAAGGAUCUGAAAUUAUACUAUUUGGUUCUUUAGGUAAAGUCACGUAGAAAAAUAAUAAUAGAUCACGAUGUUUCGAUCGCCACACAAGCGAUCGUCCUCAUCCCACCUGAGGACGAUCGUGUUGUUUCUGUACAAAGCGAUACACCAAAUUGGCAGUCUGCACGUUUGUCGAUGCUGUGCGAGACGCACAGGGGUGGGUUGACCGACAGAUGCCUGCACCUCGAAGCAAACGGGUGGGGUAGUCUGCUUGAACACCGAUAACCUUACACCUAUAACACCGACUGAUUUUGUCCAAUACACAGCGGCUGUGUCCCUCCGACGCUAAGAGUGUUGUUCAGUGUUCGUGGCUAAUGUAAACGCCACAUUAUAUCCAUCAUAUAUAUAAAAAAACGCAUGAACAAUUACAUUACCCAGCAACCGUCUAGGAUUUUAAUAUCCAAUACAACUUCGUAACAAAUGCCGCGCUUGUAGAGUGUAACCUUCGCAGAAGGGUGGUAACAAUGAAAUGCGUGGAGAAUUUUUCAGAAGGUUACAAUGGAUUUGACACGGACAAGCACGCGUAAAAAGUCUUUCCUUUCAAGAAUAAAUCGCAAAUACCAAUCUCAUGUGCAGCAGAGUGGCAAGAGGGUGGACUAACAAAGUGAAUGUUGUGCACAAAAUCUGGCUCCCUUUAUACAAUUGAUCUCCAAAUUGUCUAAAUGUCAUUUGUAAUGUUUCAUUAGCGCUCUCAAUCAAUCAAAUAACGAAGCAACUUAAAGGGGGGGGG
This is a messenger RNA of Petromyzon marinus (sea lamprey), 8365 nucleotides long. RefSeq names its product tensin-3-like. The record is from RefSeq and is a predicted model, not a curated record. Gene Ontology annotation, molecular function: protein binding. Gene Ontology annotation, cellular component: focal adhesion. NCBI's taxonomy places the organism in Eukaryota, Metazoa, Chordata, Hyperoartia, Petromyzontiformes, Petromyzontidae. Gene Ontology annotation, biological process: dephosphorylation.